CUACGCCUCGCGUAAACUGCGCGGUCCCACCCGCGGGAGAGGGCUUCCUGCGGUGUAGAGAGCGCCUGUCUCUGCGUGGGCUAAGAGGCCAGGCCCGCACCUAGGAACGUCGCUUACGUAAACCCCCUCACAGAGGUUUGUUAAGCAACGUGACAAAUGGAUGGCUAUAGAAACACCAGGAUUUAACAUCUCAAGAACACGAAAUGUCUCUUCCCACCUACCAGUGCGUGCUGCAGUAUGCAUUGCAAGGCUUCUCGACCCUCUUACCCGAGUGAUACUGGACACGGCUACUUUUGUACACACAGUGCAGGCACUUCAUGCUCUGAAAAUGAUGGCAGCUGUUCAUCAUCCCCAUGUGAAAAUGGUGGGAGCUGUACGGAUCUGGAAGUGGGUUACCAGUGCACCUGCCCCAUGCAGCCAGUAGCGUACACGGGCAUAAACUGUGAACUCCUCUAUGAUGCAUGCGUUAGCCACGAGUGCCCUGCCCAUAGGAUUUGCCACGGGACUCCGGGACUCCUGGAAUAUGAAUGCAUCUGUAGGCCUGGCUUCACAGGUAUUGAUUGUAACAUUAAUAUUAAUGAGUGUGAGAGCAACCCUUGUAAAGAUCCUCAUUUUGAAUGUGUAGAUAGUGUAAAUGGAUACACCUGUAAAUGUCAAACAGGACUGAAUGGAGAAGGAUGCCAAACAGAAAGCUCUGUAUGCGCUAGCCACCCCUGCCUAAAUAACGGGACCUGUGUCGAGGGUCCUGGGGACUAUACCUGCAUCUGCCAACCUGGCUUCACCGGGGCCCACUGCAAAGACAACAUUGAUGAGUGCGCUUCCAGCCCGUGCCAGAACGGAGCCAUCUGCCGAGACAGGGUGAAUGAGUAUAGCUGUUUCUGUGUGCCUGGGUUCCAAGGAUACAACUGUGAAAUAGACAUCAACGAGUGCGCGUCCCGGCCCUGUAAGCACAAUGGCACCUGCCUCAAUGAGAUGGAUCACUAUUUGUGCAAGUGCAUCCCCGGCUACACAGGUAUAAACUGUGAUGCUGAAAUAGAUGAAUGUGAUUCAGAGCCUUGCCAGAAUGGGGCCUUGUGCAGUGACCAUGUUGGGUUCUACACCUGCACCUGUGCACCAGGUUACCAGGGGAUCCAGUGCGAGGUGGACAUCGAUGAAUGUGUGAGCCAGCCCUGCGAGCACAAUGGGACAUGUCACGACCUCAUUAACAGCUACCAUUGUGACUGCAGUGACACAGGCUUCGAAGGGGACCACUGUGAGUUGGAUAUUCUGGAGUGUGCCUCUGAACCCUGUCUGAACAGUGCCACAUGUGUGGAGGGAAUCAAGAACUACAGCUGUGCCUGCUGGCCAGGUUACCUGGGGCAGCGCUGUGAGGAGGACGUGGAUGAGUGUGCGGCAAAUCCCUGCGACAACGGAGGUGUGUGCUUUGAGCGAUCCAACCAAGCCUAUUAUGGAACACGACCUGACUUCCCCAGUGACUUCAGCUAUAGCCAAGCAGCUGGUUUCCUCUGUUGGUGCCAGCCAGGCUUUGCAGGGGAGACCUGCUCUACUAACAUUGAUGAGUGUGAAUCCCAGCCAUGCCAGAAUGGAGGGCGCUGCGUGGACCUUGUUAAUGGCUUCCUUUGUCAUUGCCCACCAGGAUACUCAGGUGUGGAAUGUGCUGUUAACAUCAAUGAGUGUGAGGAGGGUCCCUGCAAGAAUGGAGCUGUCUGUGAGGAUGGCAUUGCUGACUAUACCUGCCACUGUGCCCCUAGCCAGGAUGGCAUUAUAUGGGGAGGGAAGAACUGCUCUGUCAAGCUCACUGGGUGCCAGACGCAUGACUGUCAAAAUGAGGCCUUGUGCAUCCCAACCUACCUAGCUGAGAGCCAUGGCCACCUGUGCCAGUGCCAGCCUGGUUUCUAUGAUGCCACAUGCUCAACACCAACAACGUUUUCCUUUGCUUCCAGAGGGUAUCUCCUCAUUGAGCUGCCCAUGAACAAUCAAAGCAGGAGGGACGUAGCAGGGGAUCAGCUGGCCAGCGUGUCCCUCCGGUUCCGAACCACCUUGCCCAGCGCCAUCCUUUUUUACCGAGGCCACGAAGCUGAACACUUGUUCCUGGAGCUCUUUGAUGGCAUUCUGCAUGCAGGACUGAAGAGGGAGGAUGUUGAGUACCUGUUACUCCUGGAGGGGCUGAGAGUCGAUGAUGGCCACUGGCAUAAAGUUGAAGUUCUUCUGCAGAACACCGUGCAGCUGAAGCUCUGGCAUGACUCUUGUGAUGCAGAUAUCUGCCUGCAGAGCUCUCCUGUUGAGCAGGGCACUGCUUGGAUCCCGCAUGCCUUCCAGAACAUGUAUGUUGGAGGUGCUCCCGAUCCAAUGGCCAGCAACACGCACAGCCAGCAGGGCUUUGUGGGCUGCCUGGAGGACCUGCAGGUAGAUUCGGGAGCUGUGCUCCCACUGGAUCUCCCUGUGGGCGAGUCAUCCCCGGUGACGCUGGGGUGUGACAGGACGGAGUGGUGCCUCUCCCAGCCUUGCUCUCAUGGAGGGCUGUGCAUGGACCUUUGGGCAACCUUCAGGUGUGACUGUUCUAGGCCGUAUGGAGGCCCAACUUGCUCAUACGAGCGCCCAGCAGCAACGUUUGGCCUGGAGAAUUCCACCAGCUUUGCCUCUUUUACCCUUUCUGAUAGCCUUGGUGCAAAUUUCAACAUCUCCUUUUUCAUUCGUAGUCUGAAACCUGACGGUUUGCUAUUGCAGAUCGGCAACGAAACUGACCCCUGCCUCACCAUAUACUUGAAGAACGGCAAGCUGAAGAUAGAGGUGUUACCUGCAGAUACCGUGACCUUUCCAGAAAAUGUAGUUGAUGGGAGAAGACAUUUGGUAGCUCUGUCUUUCCAAGGUGGAGUUAUUCUUGCCCACCAGUCAGACAGAUACGUGGAGCUAGCACGGCUUGUAGCUGGACCUCUUUUAGCUGGCUAUGAAGUGUACAUUGGUGGGCUUCCUAACCCAGACAGCACCGAUAAGUGGGGAGGCUAUUUUAAAGGCUGUUUGCAAGACGUCCAGCUGAACACCCAUGAAGUACAGUUUAUUCAGGCUGAGAACUACAGUCUGCCGCAGGAACUGAAUAGAGUUCAAAACACUAAUCUUGUGAAUGGUUGCAUCUCUGAUGACACCUGUAAGUCUGAACCAUGCCAGAAUGGUGGCAGAUGCAUCGUCACUUGGAAUGAUUUUCGUUGCAGCUGUCCAGCAAAUUUCACUGGGAAAUUUUGUGAAGAGAGAGUCUGGUGUGAAAGUGACCCAUGUCCUGAAACCACCACCUGCAUCGAUGUUCUAGCAGGAUAUGUGUGUCUGGCUAAUGCAACCUUUAAUAGCUAUGCCGCCAUCGAAUUCACCACCAAUACAUCAGUGACCAGAACUCUGAGCAGCCUCCACCUGGAUUUCAGAACCAGGGAUGAAGAUGCUGUUUUGCUUCGGGCUGUGGAAGAAGUGGAUUCCCUCCAGAUAGCCAUUAAGAACUCCUCCCUGCUUGUUGAUAUCAAAAGCGGGAACAGCAUCGAAGGGGUCAGCUUCCUGAGCCAGGUGUCUGUCACGGAUGGUGCCUGGCACACGGUCUCCGUGUCUAUGGAAGAGCCGUCUGCACUUUCUUCCAGAUGGCUAGUUCGUUUGGAUGGGUCUGAUAAUACGACUCUGCAGGGAAAUGCUGGGAACUUGGACUUCUUAAAAAACAACGCGCCGAUUGUUCUAGCUGAAAAUUUCACUGGCUGCCUAGGACAAGUGAAGAUAGGGGGGAUCUACCUGCCGUUCGCUGCCCAUCUCCCGUACCCUCAGCCAGAACAGUUCCAGCAAUCCGGCAGAAGGACCGUCCAGCUGGGCUGCGCUGGGGCCGAUGUCUGCGCUUCCAGCCCUUGCCUCAAUGCCGGCACCUGCGAGGACUUGUUCAAUUCCUUCGGCUGCGCCUGCAGCGCUGGCUGGGGGGGGCUGCUGUGCGAGUCCAACAUUGACGACUGCCAGUCGAGCCCAUGUGUUCAUGGGGACUGUGUGGAUGCACUGGCAGAUUUUCAGUGCGAAUGUUUCCGGGGGUACAUUGGGAAGAAGUGUGACAUCAACGUGGACGACUGUGUGCGGCACCAGUGCCUGAACGGAGCUACCUGCGUUGAUGGCGUUUAUGGCUACUCGUGCAAGUGUCCAGCUCAGUAUUCGGGACCUCGCUGCGAAUGGCCGUUCCCACCUGAACAGUGUGGUAAGAACUUCACCUGUCUGAACGGUGGCAAAUGCAUCAGUGAGACCUGGGGAGCCAACUGCACUUGCAAGCCAGGUUUCACCGGAAGGAAUUGUCAAAUUAACGUAAACGAGUGUGAUCCAAACCCUUGCCAGAAUGGAGGUACGUGUCAAGACUCUGUGAACAAGUACGAGUGUGUGUGCAGUGCCAGCUACACAGGAGAGCGCUGUGACGUUAACAAAGGGACUCCGGGUGCUUUCUUCCCCUCCCCACUCAUUGAAGUAGCUGUCCCUGUAGCCUGUGGCUCUUUGCUGCUGCUCAGUAUCGGUCUCAUAUUCAUGAUUCUCACUGCAAGGAAGAGGCGCCAAUCAGAGGGAACCUACAGUCCAAGUCAGCAAGAAGUGGCAGGAGCUCGGUUGGAGAUGGACAGUGUUUUAAAGGUGCCACCUGAGGAGCGGUUAAUAUAGGCACUACCGUGGCAAGGAGAUGCACCUGCAAGGUCUGCUUUGACCUUGAUCUUUUUUCCAGCACUUGCAGCAGCAGAUCCGCUCUAUCCCAGUUCCCCUAAGGCAUGGCGAUGAAGACACGGACUAAAAGCACAUGGCAGACUGUUUAUGCUGUGGCUGUUCCAGCUGGUUACAUUUAAUUGGGUCAAUUGCACAGCACUGGCUCAAAGUGAGCCUUUUCCCCCCCUCGUGCCCUCCCUGGGGACAGCCCGGUCCUUUCACCUCAGCAGACGCUGGUGAGGUGUGCCUGCUUUGACUUCCCCUGGCUCCAGUCCACCUCUCACGCAGCAGUGGUACAUUUAAAGACUGCCUUAAAGGACAGGGUUAAAUUAGGCACUAAUUUGCAGAUGAAGAUCUAUAUAUACUUUUAAGGAGAGAUGUAUAGAGGAUGUUUGUGAUUAUUUGUAUGUACUGUUCUGGUUUUCUUUUCAACAAGUCAAAUUCAAAGCUUUUUCAGCUCGAGUAUGACGUUUUCAAAUCUGGUUUCACACAGCAGCCUUCAACAGCAACAGCAGCUGUGAACUCCUGCCUCGUGCUAGACACAGUGUUACAAGGAACUGUCAGGAACUACUGAAAUCGCUGUAUGGAGCCACAUGUUUUAUGAAGGAGUCUCUGUUUUGGCUCGGUCGUUAGACAUUCCCACGGGUACCGCACAGCAGAGGUGCCGGCAGGACGUUGCGGGUUGGUGGGCAGGUGGCUGGAGAGCUCGGCAGUGCCUAUUGCCAAAUACUGACCUUACAGCUCAACAGGCUGGGGGUGGGCAAAGUGAGCAGGAGAACAGUCCCCCCCCCCCAGGCCUCUACUGCAUCCCCCGACUGUCCUGGGACAGGGAGGGGACUCUGGUCCCUAACCGGGGGUGCCUGUUGGGGGGGGGGGGGAUGUUAUGUCUAGCGUUGCUGCCAUCACUUUGACGGUGACUGUGCAGCGCAGGGGGCCGGGCUGAGGGACUGGCACUGUUGUGUAUGUGACAUGCAGCGUUGGCCGCGUGGCCGCUCUGAUAACACCCUGUUCUACCACAGCAGCCAGUGUGGGCGCAUCUUAGCAACUCCUCCGUUGUGGGAGCAGUCGGGGCCGCGGGGGCUGCCCUGCUCCUCGCAGCUGCUGCAGCCGUUGCCAUCGCCAUGAAGAGACGGAGAGCAACUCAGGGAACGUACAGCCCAAGCCGGCAGGAGAAGGAUGGGGCACGAGUGGAGAUGUGGAACGUAAUCAAGAUGCCACCGACGGAGCGGCUGAUAUGAGACCUGGGCGUCACGUCACAGGUGCGGUGUCAUCCCACAGCAGUCACUGGCUCCUGGCUGAUGGCGUGAGGUGUGGUUUUAGGCUAGCGCUGUGUUGCUUUAAGCUACUCCAUAGGCUGCAGGCGCUGUCUGCUGUUACUUGGCAGGAAGAGUCAACUGCUUGAACAAGCUUGUUUGGUUGUGUUAUUGCAGCUCUGCUCUUAAAAGACUGCUUGUAAAAAACUGGUCUGCCAGCAAGAGCAGAUUAAAAAAAAAGUGGUGGUGGGGAAUAGUUCUGCUGGGUUUGGUGGAGGCCAGCAAGAAAGACGUGGUGGCAAAACUGCUACGAGCAAAUAAUGAUACCGUAGCGCCAGCAGUAAGAGAGCUGGUAGGGCCCGUAUGUACAAUGAUGUCCUCCCUCCCUUACUGAAUUGGUGUCUCUCAGGCCUCUGAGGGCUUACAGCUGUAAUAACUGCCACUGCCAUGCAGUCAGCAUGAAGAGCACCAUGCAGGUAAGUCAUUAAGGCCUAAUAGAGAAAAUAUUUGUAUUAAGAAAUGACAUGGCCGGUUCAAAACCAUGUGCCCGUGACGGCAAGCAGGCACCUCCUCUGCAAAGCCCAGGCAAGCGCCUGACUGAAAGGUGACAUUUCUCAGAGCUGCUGCUGGCCUCCCACGAGCUGCAGCAGAGCUCACGUUACAGUCGCAGAAAAGAAGGAUCACAGUGCUAGCAUUAGCCACUACUGCAUCUUUUCCUAAGGCUAAACCAUCGGACUAUAUUAAGUGCCUUUCUGAGACUGAAUUACCAGUUACAGUAUUAAAUUUCUUGAGAGGAUGUUUAUAUGUAGACAGACUGAUCACUUUAUUUGAUCAGGCUUUACAAGAAGGUUGAUGGUAGCAGGCUGGAUUUUUUUUGUUUUUUUUCCCAUCUGCUUCUAGCUAUAGUAUGUGCCAUCCACACAGCAGUCUGGCGCUCAGGGGGUGGCACUAAGUAGAAUGACUGCAGAACGGACCUUAGUAAGUGAUUUUAAUAUUUGAACAUCGAGUGAUAUUUGCUUGUAGGAGGAGGGGAGAAGCAGGUAUUUCGAGACCUGUACUACUAUGGCCAGAUUACAGCAUGUUUGGGCUAGUCAUGACAGAGGAGUGGAAUUCACUUAAGUUAACUAAUGUAUUGAACUUCAACAUGAAACUAAGUUUUCUCUGGUGAAACAGCAUUUAUUUUCCACUUUUCUCUAAAAAGGAUGUUAAUUGUGUGACUCUGCUCCUCCUUUGCUAGUGUUCCAGCGGCUGAGUGUGAUGUUUAUUUUUUAGCAUAAUGUGUUAGAGACUGGGGAAAGAACUGUGAGCGAGCAGGCCAAAUAAGGUCUAACAAUUACCAUUUCAUGAUAAUUACUACGAGUAUCAAUGAGAAAUAUUUUAGAAAACAGUGUCUGCUUUUAUCUCCGAAGUACUGUUAAUAAAGAGGGUGUGAAUCUGCACACCAUAGCUAAUUGCCACUGGUAGAAAAAUCCUCCACUGUUUUGAUCUUGCAAAAUACAUAUUUUUUUUAACUCCUGCUGUAACGUUUCUGGAAUUCUAAGCAAAGGGCCGAGUACAGAAAGUAGCGGCUGGGGCUGCCCGCUUAAGAACACGUCUUCUGCUUUCAUGCAACUGUUGAUGUAAGGUGAAGAAUGAAAAUUUUGGAAAAUAGAACAAAACAAAAUAUUAGACGGUAAGGCAAUUAAUAUUUUAUGUGUAGUAUCACUGCCCCUCUAAUACUAAAUAACAACUGACAGAGCAAGUGGUGAUCACACCCUGGAUGUGGUUUGGACAUAGUAUGGAGAAGAAAGAAAUGCCCUAAUUUCAGUUUGGUGAGCUUGCCACUUGCUAUCACUUUUAUUUAUUAGUAAUAAUACUGCGGUUACUUACGUUUAACGUGAAAGAUUUGCUCUGUGUAUUUUCCACAUGCUGUUUAGAAAGGUUGAACAUACUCUCAGACUGGGGACAGCUAUCCUGCCCCGUCCCCUGCCGCAGGGGAAGGAGUCACGCUGCACUGGGAAGAGGAGGCAGCUGGGGUUUUGUCCAGCAGCAUCUGGGCACGGGCCGAGGCAGCGGCGGUGCUCGGUGCUCUGCCCGGAGCGGGCUAGAGGGGCGGCCCCAGGGCGCAGAGCUGCUUACCCCGGCUGGAGAGACAGAACACUCACCCUGGACCCAGUCUGUGCUUGUCUUAAGGCUGGGGCUAUCUCCCGGUGAGGACGGACUCGGGCCCCCGCAGUAGCAUCAGCGGGCUUCUCCGUGAGCCCCCGGAGCCUCUUGGAGCCCUACUGUGUAGCCUUUACUUAAGUGCAGAGUUAGGUGUGGUUUUGUUCAUCCCAUAACGACGUAUGAUAAAACUACAGCAAGCUUAGAGUAUAGUUCAGCUUUCCCCAAAUCCAGACCUGAUUAACAGACGUUGCCAGGAGAGGCUUUACUUUCACGUUUUAGCUCCACUCUAUUUUUUAUGUCUAAAUUGUAGAAAAAUGAAGGCAGCAACAGGAUCUAAAUGAACCAGUAUUAUUCCAGCCUGUGUUAUUUUGAGAAGAAAAAUGGAAUUGUGUUACAGGAACUGACUAUUACUAAGCUUCUGAAAUAUCCUGAAAAGCAGCAAGAAGCUACAGAAACCAACAACAGUAGGUAGAGACACCUAAAAACCAGCCUUGAGGCAAAUUGGAAGCAGUGGCUCUGUCUGCAUCCGCUGCUGUUCCUGGGUAGUCAGCAGGAAGCCUGCUGCUCAGUUGCUUUACAGGAUUAGCUGAGCAGAUUAUUUUCUUUAAGCACCCAAAGCCAAUACUAGCAAAAGCGUUAAAAUACUUUGUCAGUGUCUUGAGCAUUUCUGCAAUAUAAUUUAUGAAAGGUUUUUUUCAAUAAUGAACUUAACUUUCUUUUGAUAUUUAAUUUUUGAAUAUAUUUUUUCACAAAACUGGAUUUGCUGUAGAUAAUGAUCAUUAUCCUGAUUUUUUUGUAAUUGUAAAUUUUAUAAUUUGUAAAAAUUAGAAUGGCCCUCAAAGAAAUUUACAAUUAAAAAAAGUUAAAAAUUA
Messenger RNA from Dromaius novaehollandiae (emu), 8965 nucleotides. RefSeq names its product crumbs cell polarity complex component 2 (gene CRB2). Lineage: Eukaryota; Metazoa; Chordata; Aves; Casuariiformes; Dromaiidae. Bases 238 to 4656 code for a protein of 1472 amino acids. The transcript is spliced from 14 exons. Gene Ontology annotation, molecular function: Notch binding; calcium ion binding. The record is from RefSeq and is a predicted model, not a curated record.